Messenger RNA from Candida dubliniensis CD36, 1536 nucleotides. RefSeq names its product protein kinase (gene PDK2). The record is from RefSeq and is a predicted model, not a curated record. NCBI's taxonomy places the organism in Eukaryota, Fungi, Ascomycota, Pichiomycetes, Serinales, Debaryomycetaceae. The transcript has a single exon. Gene Ontology annotation, cellular component: mitochondrion. Gene Ontology annotation, molecular function: pyruvate dehydrogenase (acetyl-transferring) kinase activity. Bases 1 to 1536 code for a protein of 511 amino acids. Gene Ontology annotation, biological process: regulation of glucose metabolic process; protein phosphorylation.
AUGGGUACAGCUUGGGAAUUAACACAAGCUCUCAAGGAUCAAAUAUUCAAAUAUGCUUCUUUCAACCAAACCCCGGUUUCCUUGAGACAGAUGGUCCAAUUUGGACCGGUUCCUUCCCCAGGUUCAAUUUUCUUAGCAUCAAGAUUUAUCGUUGAAGAGUUACCAAUCCGAUUGGCUAAAAAAGUGAAAGAUUUGGAGAAUGCCCCAUUAGGAUUGAAUGAAAUGCCAUCAACAAUUCAGGUGAAAAAUUGGUAUGCCCAAUCCUUCCAAGAAUUAACGGAAUUACAUAAACCAAAGAUAAGCGACGAGUUGGCAAAGCUUUUAUCCAAAGGUGCCAGUAAACAUUCUCUACCAGAGGACUCGAUAACUGAAAAACCACAUGUCAAACAAGAGAUACAUCGUAUACCCGAUCUGCUAGAUGACAACCCGGCAAUCAAUAAUAUUUUUAGCGACGAUGGGAUUGUUGUCCGACAUCACCACCAUCACCAUUCCAUUUCCAGAGCAAGACCCCGUUUAAGUGAUAACACCCAAACAAGAGUUGAAUCACCAACUUAUGGCAUGUCGUAUUUUAGUCCGUGUCAGGGAAACAUUGUGUGGCCAAAAGAAGUUUAUGAUUACAACAAAUUGGUUCGUGAAACAUUGGAAGUAAUUAAAAAAAGACACGAUGCUACAGUGGCAACCAUGGCCCAAGGAGUUCAAGAAUGGAAAACUAAAAAUCAAACUGUGAUGGUCAAUUCUCAAAUCCAGACGUUUUUAGAUCGGUUUUAUAUGUCGAGAAUUGGUAUAAGAAUGUUGAUUGGUCAACAUAUUGCUUUAAAUAUGGCCCAGAAUUCACCUACAAAGCAGAGAUUAAGUUCAUUGAUUAACGGGUCUCAAGGAACCACCAAGAAGCCUCGUUCAAAUUAUGUUGGUGUCAUAUGUACUGAUUGCAAUGUUGGGGAAAUUGCUGAAGAUGCUAUUGAAACUGCCAAGUACAUUUGUGAAGAAUAUUAUGGGUUAUUUGAAGCCCCAGAAAUACAGUUGAUUGCACCUCAACAAGACAUAAAUUUUAUGUAUGUUCCUGGACACUUGAUUCACAUGCUUUUUGAAACUUUGAAGAACUCUUUGAGAGCUACCAUCGAGUUCCACACACCAAAGUUGAAACAAAAGAUGAUAGACGAAGAUCCAAAUUUGAAAUUUGACGAAAUCGAUAUAAAUGAUUUGAAAUUUCCACCUAUAAAAGUAAUUAUCCUGGAAGGUACCGAAGACAUUGCAAUAAAAAUUUCUGAUGAGGGUGGUGGUAUACCUAGGUCAUCAUUGCCGUUGAUUUGGACGUAUUUGUACACAACCGUGGAUGAAACACCAAAAUUAGAACCAGAAUAUGAUCAAACCUCAUUCAAAGCACCAAUGGCUGGUUUUGGUUACGGUUUACCCAUUAGUAGAUUAUAUGCACAAUAUUUUGGUGGUGAUUUGAAGUUGAUUUCCAUGGAAGGCUAUGGAACUGAUGUUUACUUGCAUUUGAAUAGAUUGAGUAGUUCUAAUGAACCGCUCCCAUGA